Phyllopteryx taeniolatus (common seadragon) is the source of this 9402-nucleotide messenger RNA. RefSeq names its product sodium channel, voltage gated, type VIII, alpha subunit a (gene scn8aa). Lineage: Eukaryota; Metazoa; Chordata; Actinopteri; Syngnathiformes; Syngnathidae. Bases 170 to 6073 code for a protein of 1967 amino acids. Gene Ontology annotation, cellular component: axon; plasma membrane; voltage-gated sodium channel complex. The transcript is spliced from 27 exons. Gene Ontology annotation, molecular function: voltage-gated sodium channel activity. The record is from RefSeq and is a predicted model, not a curated record. Gene Ontology annotation, biological process: sodium ion transmembrane transport; membrane depolarization during action potential; neuronal action potential.
AUAUAUAUUCACAUUGCGGGACACUUGACUCCAGUUUAAAAAAAAGAAAAAAGAAAAAAAAGAUGAUUUUCACAUUGCGGGACACUUGGCUCAACCUUGGAUGACAGGAUGCAUAUCUGCUGCCUUGGAUGGUCACAACCUAAAGAUCACGUAGUUGCAGGAUGAAAACAUGGCUGCACCCCUUCUCGCACCGCCAGGACCUAACAGCUUCAAGAGGUUUAAUGUGGAAUCUUUGGCGACCCUCGAGCAGCGCAUCAAUGAGGAGAAGAACAAGAAGCCGCCCAAGCAGGACAGCAGUUACCGCGAUGAUGAUGAUGAGAACAAGCCCAAGCCCAACAGCGACCUGGAGGCUGGGAAGAGCCUGCCCUACAUCUAUGGAGACAUCCCUAAGGGAAUGGUGGCGGUACCACUGGAGGAUCUGGAUCCGUACUACCUGAACUCUCAGAAAACAUUUAUAGUGCUAAAUAGGGGGAAGACAAUCUUCCGUUUCAGUGCCACACCUGCCUUGUACUUCAUAAGUCCUUUUAAUCUGGCUAGGCGAAUAGCUAUUAAAAUUUUGAUACAUUCUCUUUUCAGCAUGAUCAUUAUGUGUACUAUUUUGACCAACUGUAUAUUCAUGACCUUUAGUGAUCCUCCCGAGUGGUCAAAACAAGUAGAGUACACAUUCACAGGAAUUUAUACGUUUGAGUCUCUUGUAAAAAUCACAGCACGAGGAUUCUGUAUAGAUGGCUUUACAUUCCUCCGAGACCCAUGGAACUGGCUGGACUUCAUGGUCAUCUCCAUGGCGUAUAUAACAGAGUUUGUAAACCUAGGCAAUGUCUCAGCUCUGCGCACGUUCAGGGUGUUGAGGGCAUUGAAAACUAUUUCUGUCAUUCCAGGCCUGAAGACCAUCGUGGGAGCCCUCAUCCAGUCUGUCAAGAAGCUUUCCGAUGUGAUGAUCCUGACUGUCUUCUGCCUCAGUGUCUUUGCACUCAUUGGUCUGCAGCUCUUCAUGGGCAACCUGCGCCACAAGUGUGUCAUCUGGCCCAUCAAUAUAACUGAGAGCUACUUGCCCAACGGCAGCAUGGGCUUCGACUGGGAUGAGUACAUCAUGAACAACACAAAUUUCUACUUCCUGCCUCACCAGCCCGAUGCCCUUCUCUGUGGGAACAGCUCAGACUCAGGUCGUUGCCCGGAGGGCUACACGUGUAUGAAAGCUGGGAGGAAUCCAAACUACGGCUACACCAGCUUUGACAGCUUUGGAUGGGCCUUCCUGGCUCUUUUCCGACUCAUGACACAAGACUUCUGGGAAAACCUCUACAUGCUGACACUGAGGGCGGCAGGAAAGACCUACAUGAUCUUCUUUGUGUUGGUGAUCUUUGUGGGUUCUUUCUACUUGGUGAACCUGAUCCUGGCUGUGGUGGCCAUGGCCUACGAGGAGCAGAACCAAGCCACCAUGGAGGAGGCCCAGCGGAAGGAGGAGGAGUUUAAGGCCAUGCUAGAGCAGCUCAAGAAACAACAGGAAGAAGCUCAAACUGCUGCCAUGGCAACCUCAGCUGGAACAGUAUCAGAGGAUGCGGUCGAGGAUGACGGGGGAGGGCAGCUGUCAUGCAGUUCUUCUGAGAUGUCCAAGCUCAGCUCCAAGAGUGCCAAGGAGCGGCGCAACCGUAAGAAGAAGUGGCGCCAGAAAGAGCAAGAGAAGGAGAAAGGUGACAGCGAGAAGUUUGUCAAGUCCGAGUCAGACGACGGCAGCAAGAGGAGCCGCUUCCGCUUUCCCGAUAACCGCCUGGGUCGAAAAUCUUCCAUUAUGAACCAGUCUCUCCUCAGCAUACCAGGCUCACCCUUCCUGUCCCGCCACAACAGCAAGAGCAGCAUCUUUAGUUUCAAGGGCCGCGGCAAGGAUGUGGGUUCAGAGAACGAGUUUGCAGACGACGAGCACAGCACGGUGGAGGAGUGCGAGGAGCGCCGGGGCUCCCUGUUCAGCCCGUACCGGCGCAGCAGCUAUAGCGGCUACCAUGGGAAGAGGAACAGCACUGUGGAUUGCAACGGCGUGGUGUCGCUCAUCGGCCCCGGGCCUGGUGGACGCCUUCUGCCUGAGGUGAAAAUAGAUAAGGCAGCUACUGAUGACAGUCCCACUAUUGAGGUUGAGGUGAAGAAGAAGCUGUCUGGCUCCCUGAUGGUGUCUGUGGACCAGCUCAAUACCUCCUUUGGGCGGAAAGAGCGGGCCAACAGUGUCAUGAGCGUCAUUACCAACACACUAGUGGACGAACUAGAGGAGUCCCAGCGCAAGUGUCCACCAUGCUGGUAUAAGUUUUCAAACACAUUCCUGAUAUGGGAAUGCUCCCCCACGUGGCUGAAGAUAAAGGAGAUUGUCAACCUGAUAGUCAUGGAUCCGUUUGUGGACUUGACCAUCACCAUCUGCAUUGUCCUCAACACGCUUUUCAUGGCCAUGGAGCACUACCCCAUGACAACCGACUUCGAGGCAAUGCUCUAUGUAGGGAAUCUGGUGUUCACUGGGAUCUUUGCUGGGGAAAUGAUGUUCAAACUAGUGGCUAUGGAUCCCUAUUACUACUUCCAAGAAGCCUGGAAUUGUUUUGACGGCUUCAUCGUGACGCUGAGUUUAGUCGAGCUGGCUCUAGCUGAUGUCGAGGGUCUGUCAGUGCUGCGGUCAUUUCGACUGCUGAGAGUGUUUAAGCUGGCCAAAUCAUGGCCGACCCUCAACAUGCUGAUCAAGAUCAUUGGCAACUCCGUGGGCGCUUUAGGGAACUUGACUCUUGUGUUGGCCAUCAUCGUCUUCAUCUUUGCUGUGGUGGGCAUGCAGCUGUUUGGAAAGAGUUACAAAGACUGUGUGUGCAAGAUCGACAUUGACUGCAAGCUGCCACGCUGGCACAUGAAUGACUUCUUCCACUCCUUCCUGAUUGUCUUCCGGGUGCUCUGCGGCGAGUGGAUUGAGACCAUGUGGGACUGCAUGGAGGUGGCCGGCCAGGGCAUGUGCCUCAUCGUCUUCAUGAUGGUCAUGGUUAUUGGCAACUUGGUGGUGUUGAACCUGUUCCUUGCCUUGCUGCUGAGCUCAUUCAGUGCAGACAACUUGGCUGCCACGGAUGACGACGGCGAGCUGAACAACCUGCAAAUUUCUGUCAUUCGCAUGAAGAAAGGCAUCGCAUGGAUCAAAGCCAAGAUGCGGCUGCUGGUGGCCAGUCUCCUGAGGAAACCACCCAUGGAGGAUGAGCAGAAGCCUUUAGACGACAUGUAUGACAAGAAGCUGAACUGUAUUGCCAACCACACGGGGGUGGACAUAAACCGAGAUCUGGACUAUGUAAAGAAUGGCAAUGGCACCACCAGUGGCAUUGGCAGCAGCGUGGGCAAGUAUAUGAUUGAUGAAGACCACAUGUCGUUCAUCCACAACCCCAAUCUGACCGUCUGCGUACCCAUUGCUGUUGGGGAGUCUGACUUUGAGAACCUUAAUACAGAGGACUUCAGCAGCGAGUCAGACAAUGAGAACAGCAAAGAGCUGGACGACACGAGCUCGUCGGAGGGCAGCACCAUCGACAUCAAGCCAGAUGUGGAGGAGGUGGUGGUGGUGGAGACGGUGGAAGAAUACAUGGAACCAGAGGCAUGUUGGACAGAUGCGUGUGUGGCCAAGUACAAGUGCUGCGAUGUUGACAUCACCAUAGGCUGGGGGAAGAGCUGGUGGUUCCUGCGGAAGACCUGCUACCUGAUCGUGGAGCACAACUGGUUUGAGACUCUCAUCAUCUUUAUGAUCCUCCUCAGCAGCGGAGCCCUGGCCUUUGAGGAUGUGUAUAUUGAGCAAAGGAAAACCAUCCGAAUCAUUUUGGAGUACGCAGACAGGGUUUUCACCUACAUCUUCAUCCUGGAGAUGCUGCUGAAAUGGGUUGCCUACGGCUUUGUCAAAUACUUCACCAACGCUUGGUGUUGGCUGGACUUCUUUAUUGUGGAUGUGUCUAUAGUCAGCCUUGUAGCUAAUGCGCUGGGCUACUCCGAUCUAGGGCCCAUUAAAUCACUCAGGACACUAAGGGCCUUGAGACCCCUCAGAGCCUUGUCACGUUUUGAAGGGAUGAGGGUGGUAGUCAACGCCUUGGUGGGAGCCAUCCCUUCCAUUAUGAACGUGUUGCUGGUUUGCCUCAUCUUUUGGCUGAUUUUCAGUAUCAUGGGGGUCAACUUGUUCGCGGGCAAGUACUACUACUGUUUCAACGAGACCUCCGAGGAGUACUUUUCCGUUGACGAGGUCAACAACAAGACCCAAUGUGAGGCCCUCAUUGAGCAAAACUUUACGGAGGUCAGGUGGAAGAACGUUAAAAUCAACUUUGACAAUGUGGGCGCUGGUUACCUGGCCUUGCUGCAAGUGGCCACAUUCAAAGGCUGGAUGGACAUUAUGUUUGCAGCUGUGGAUUCCAGAGAGGUGGAAGACCAGCCCGACUAUGAAGUAAACAUCUACAUGUACAUCUACUUUGUGGUUUUCAUCAUCUUUGGCUCCUUCUUUACCCUCAAUCUCUUCAUUGGUGUGAUCAUUGACAACUUCAACCAGCAAAAGAAAAAGUUUGGAGGUCAGGAUAUAUUUAUGACAGAGGAACAGAAGAAGUACUACAAUGCCAUGAAGAAACUGGGCUCCAAAAAGCCUCAGAAACCCAUCCCUCGACCACAGAACAUGAUCCAAGGAAUGGUCUUUGACUUUGUCACACAGCAAGUAUUCGACAUCUCCAUCAUGAUCCUCAUUUGUCUCAACAUGGUCACCAUGAUGGUGGAAACGGAUGAUCAAUCCGAUGAGACAGAAAAUGUCCUCUACUGGGUCAACUUCAUCUUCAUUGUGGUCUUCACGACAGAGUUCUUGCUGAAGCUCUUUGCUCUUCGCCACUACUACUUCACCAAUGGAUGGAACAUCUUUGAUGUGGUGGUGGUCAUCCUGUCAAUUGUUGGAAUGUUCCUGGCUGACAUUAUCGAGAAGUACUUUGUGUCUCCAACGUUGUUCAGGGUGAUUCGCUUGGCUCGUAUCGGACGUAUCCUGCGUCUCAUCAAAGGAGCAAAGGGCAUCCGAACGUUACUCUUUGCCCUGAUGAUGUCACUGCCAGCGCUAUUCAACAUCGGCCUCUUGCUCUUCCUGGUCAUGUUUAUCUUCUCCAUCUUCGGCAUGUCCAACUUUGGCUACGUAAAGCACGGUGCCGGCAUUGACGACCUGUACAACUUUGAGACCUUCGGCAACAGCAUGAUCAUCCUGUUUAUGAUCACCACUUCAGCCGGCUGGGACGGCUUGCUUUUGCCCAUCCUCAACUACCCACCAGACUGCAACCCCAACCUGGAGAACCCUGGCACCUCGGUCAAGGGUGACUGCGGUAACCCUUCAGUGGGGAUAUUUUUCUUUGUCAUGUACAUUAUAAUUUCUUUCCUGAUUGUGGUCAACAUGUACAUUGCCAUCAUCCUGGAGAACUUUAGCGUGGCCACGGAGGAGAGCGCCGAUCCUCUUAGUGAGGACGACUUUGAGACCUUUUACGAGAUCUGGGAGAAGUUUGAUCCCACCGCCUCUCAGUUCAUCACCUUUGCCAAACUGUCUGACUUUGCUGACGCGCUCGAGCACCCGCUUCGUGUGCCAAAGCCUAACACCAUCGAGCUGAUUGCCAUGGACCUGCCCAUGGUGAGCGGCGAUCGCAUCCACUGCCUGGACAUUCUGUUUGCCUUCACCAAGCGUGUGCUGGGCGACAGCGGUGAGUUGGACAUGCUGAGGCAGCAGAUGGAGGAGCGCUUUGUGGCGGCCAAUCCUUCCAAGGUGUCGUACGAGCCCAUCACCACCACGCUGCGCCGCAAGCAGGAGGACGUCUCGGCCAGGAUCAUACAAAACGCCUAUCGCGCUCACCUCAUCCGCCGCGGCAUCAUUUUCAAGCGCCAUGCGUUCAUCAACAACAAGCUGGAGAAUGGAGGCACCAACCAGGAGAAGAAGGAGAGCACGCCAUCCACCGCUUCACUCCCUUCGUACGACAGCGUGACCAAACCUGACAAGGAGAAGCAAGAUGACAACAAGGCGGAGUGGGCCAGGAAGGAGAAGGACAAAAACCAAAAAGAUGAGUGGGAAUCUAAGUGUUAGGAACCAUCAGACUCAUCAUUUGCAAGUAAUAAAACCUGAGAAAAAUACUGGAAGAAAAUGUUUACAGACUACUGAGGAAACAUGGUUUCUUAUGUCAUCAAAGACAGCUGAACCAAACACAAUCAGUUUACUGUGGAACUUAACUGCAUAAUGACCAAGCUCUUAGAUGUUAGUGACUGAAAACAGUGUGCUGGCCAUUACACACAUAUACACAAACACACACACACACCGAUAUCUUUGGGGACCAACGUGCCAAGACACAAAACUCUCUGCUGAGAGAAUGAGAGAACAGCAACAUCCCUGCCAACGGCGAGCAUGUGAAGCCCCUCUGCAAAGCUUCCACGCUGCAGCACCGCUAGAACUAUAACGUCAGGCUAAGGAAGAAGAAAAAAAAAUCAUAAAUCAACCACACGAGCGAGUGGGGGAUGGAUGGAUGGAUGGAUGGAGGGUGGGGGAAUACUGAAACGUGGACAAAGGGUUUAUUUUAGUUUGUUUGUGCCUCAGUGCAUCUUUACAUGAUUUGAGCAGGAAAAAACAAACAACAAAAGACGACAUCAAGCCCAUGUCACAAGCGCUUUCAUCUCCUCUUUGUUAUGCUGACAUAGGGAAAAGACAUUAUGGUUUUGGUCAUGGUUUUGACACGGGCUGCAGGAGACUUGCUCAGAUCAAUAAUAAUAAUUAUUGUGCUUGUUCAAUGCAUAGAAAUGACUUGCAUGAAGGCAUGUUUUGAUAAGGAAUCAUGCAUGAGUAAUCAUAGUUCAUACGACACUUAUUGCUCAUAAACCCACAGUGCUUUCAUAGUGUGAGCUAGGGGCUGCUCCCUGGGGAUAAGGAGAUCUGUAGUCUUUGCAAGUGUUGCUGCUCUUUUAAUGCAAACUUCCAAUGGCGCAAAUGGCGGCUGUAAGGCAACUUAAAUGUGAAGGUUUUUUUUUGUUUGUUUGUUUUUUUUGCUGCUCUGUAUGUGGAUGGCGGUGUCAAAAGAGGUAGAAUUCUAUCCUCAUGUCGAGGACGCUCGUUCAUCCUCAUUGGAGUGUGGUGCUCACAUCUCUUUUGUUGUUUUGCUGUUGGGACAACAUUCAUACGCCACAGAGUUUGGGAUCCUUGCUGCUGUUGUAGCCCUGACAAAGAAAAAGAUAUAUUUGAUUUCCUGUUUUUGUACUCGUGACAGAUAUGCAUUAGAGAUUCGAGCCAAUUAGUCUCUAUGUAAUGUCACACGUUUUCGACAAUUUGGAGCCAUCGUCUGGGAGUCUGUCUUCUCUGAUGUCCUCCCACAAGGCUGGAAAAUGACGCGGAACAUUGUGAAGUGCGGGUUAGUACACGGCUAUCCCAAGUACUUGCCUUGUCAUGCCUAGCAUCAACGCAAGGAAGGGGGUAAUGCAAAAAAAAAGGGCUUGUGGUUGUUAUAAUCCAGUGGGGUUUGACUGCAGGUGGCCCUCAACAACAGAAUCAACUGCCAUGUUUGUCAGUGUAUCAUUGGCACCAUCUUUUUUCACACACGUUUCCAGUGAGUCGGGCAUAGACGACAAAGGCAAGACUUCCUAUGUAACAUCAGCAGGCCUCACAUGGAUGCAGCUAUAGUGUGUGAGCAAUCAAAUCAGCUUUGUGGAUGUUUUCUCCUCCUUGAAGAAUCGCAAGGCUUUGUCAAUCCAGCUGCCUCUUGAGGUGUUCCUGCCAUUCCUUUUGUACGUGCCAGUCGAUUAUCCUAUUUCUACGCGGAUGACUUGUCCCUCGUCCGCCGUCGCACCACUAAUGCCAUUUGGUGUGUUAAACACUGCCUGUACCCCUUACGAAAACACCCCCUUCUGUCUAUACCAUGAAGCCAGGUCUGUUUACGACGUAAGGUCUCCCAAUAGGUAUGGCUGCUGCACACUGAAACCAAAUACAUUCCCGAUGAGCGAACCAUUGGAGUGAGCCGCGCCAUCCAGCUGAACCGCUCUCAUCUGGGAUGGAACUGGUCCGACUGACUUACUCACUACGUCAACCACAAACAAACAAAUAAAGAAAAAGACACACACAAAAAAAGAAGACGUGGCAAUGUAAAUGGCACAAUGGCGAGAAAAGAACGAAUUUUUGAAAGAAACUAUAAAUAUUGUACUAUAUGAUUUUAUUUAAUCGGCAUGCUUUGUUGUGGUUUUGUAAAUAAAGAAUUUUAAAAUUGUUACUACUACUAAUCACACACACAAAAAAAUAAUAACGAUGCUGUAGAAUGGCUUCCAGCUAUGCCCUUUGUCACAUUUGUUACCUUUUGGAUUUUUUGAGACACUUCUGACUUUAGUGACUGAAUUGAAGUGAAUGAUACAUACACACACACACACACACACACACACACAUAUAUAUAUAUAUAUAUAUAUACUAUAUAAUACGAAAAGAUCUAUCCAUAUAUACAUAUAUGUCUAUAUGUAUAGACACAUUUUGAUUUAGGUUCAACAUGUUCAGUGGAUGUUUCAAUGUUGGUGGAGAGGGACUGAGCUUUUUUGUUUGAAUUGUAGUCUGAUUGUGACAACGUAACCAUAAUGUUACCAGCACGUCAUUCACUCACUACACACGCAUGCACACACACACACACUGUGCACACUGCCCUUCUCUACCAAUCAGCUCUUCCUGAAAGACAUCAGCUGGUGUGACUCAUGCACUCCUGACCAUGUAUAGCCCACCUUUUACUCCUCAUCCCACCUUCACCACCACCCCCACCACAUUCGGUGCCAUGGCAGCUCAUCCUCAGCAUUUGCUUUCUAAAGUGUUCCCCUCAAUGGCAUGUGCCUUUUUUUCCUGGAUGUCUGCCACACCUAAAAACAUGGGAAAAAAAGAACGAAGAUGAUAGAAAGAGGUGGAGGGUCCAGUUUGGGGGAAGUGGGUGAGCACAGCAUGCAUCAGGAAUGUGGAAUCGUGAAUACUGCCAUGCAGACACCUCACAUCAUCUCCAUAUUCAAGUGUGUGUUGUUAAGAGAAAAAAUAGCUAAGUCAACAAUGUCCUGUUUUAGUGCUAUAUGUGUGUGCGCGCGCGUGUGUGUGUGUCACCCACACGCAGCUUGCCUUUGAUACGCUUAAGUUCCUUCACUGUGUCCCUCUGAAAUUUAUUUUUGUAGCGAUAUUCAUUAAUUAUAGAAUUCAUUAAUUUUUUUUAAAAGCAUGGUUAAUUAAUUAUGGCCAUUUCUUUUUUUUUUUUUGCUGAAAAAUUGUGGUUCGUUGUCAUUUGACACCGUGUUUUAAAAAGUGAGUGGCAAAGGAUAUUCAGUACAAUAUGCGGACUCUUGGCAAGAAUAUAUGAAAGAUUGUCUUCAUUUGAGCACGAACUUUUUAUUACCAAUAAAGCAGCCUUCCAGUUCAAA